UUCUCAACAAACUUUUGGGAAGUCACAAGCAUGAUGGACUCAUCACCCAUAACGUGAACCGUAUGUUUCCUUUUGCUCACCGCAAUCACAUACUAUAUACCGAUCGAGGCUGUCAUCUUCUUACACUUGGUAUCAUCACAUUGCGGCAAAUCAAUUCAAGAUUCACCAGUUUUUGUAGUGAUACGUAAAAAUCAAAGCAGCUAUAUCACUGGGAAAACAAUGAGGCCCGCCGCACCACAUCCGCCCUCAAAGCACGCAGAGCCGCGGCCAGGCGGUUCCGGAGAGCCCCUCCUCCUGCCAAUCCCUGGCGGGCAUCGGAAGAAAGUUGCGUCUGUCCGUGCGUGGCUGACGGUGGAUUCCACGGGAGAAGCCCAGGUGGUGGAGGCCGGCAAACAUGCCAUCAUGCGGAGGACAGGCCUGCCGGGCCGCGAUCUCCGGAUACUAGACCCGGUUUUGUCGUAUCCCUCCACUGUUUUGGGUCGUGAGCGGGCCAUCGUGGUUAAUUUGGAGCAUAUAAAAGCGAUAAUCACUGCCCAAGAGGUGUUGUUUCUGAAUUCAACAGACCCUUUAGUCACUCCUUUUGUUAAGAAGCUUCAAGGGAUCUUCCGCCAUCGUCAAGCUGAGAAGGCGCCUCAGGAAGCUGGAGGGGAUGGUAAUAAUGUGGAAUGGGAAAAUUCGUACAACUUGCAAGCGCCUCAACUGAUGGCUGUUGCUGAUCAUCAAAGUUUUCCGAGUACAAAUGAAGAGGGAAAUGCAGAUGGGGAGCAACAAGUCGCUGAGAAUGCACAUGGGCUGAAGCUUCUUCCAUUUGAGUUUGUUGCACUGGAGGCAUGUCUUGAGGCUGCUUGCAGUAGCUUGGACAACGAAGCAAAACGACUGGAGCAAGAAGCGCAUCCAGCACUGGAUAAGCUAACCUCUAAGAUCAGCACUCUCAAUUUAGAGCGCGUGCGGCAAAUUAAAAGCCGCUUGGUUGCAAUGGCUGGGCGUGUGCAAAAGGUGAGGGAUGAACUAGAGCAUUUGCUUGACGAUGAUGAUGAUAUGGCAGAGAUGUAUCUCACUGAUAAGCUUGAGCUGCAGCAGCUUGAAAACUCUUCUGCUUCUUCUAUAAAUGAGCAAGAUGGAAUAGUCGAAGAAGUGGUUCCCCCCUAUCUGGAGAAUAGGCAUGUGAAGCCUCUCGGCUACUUUAGUUUUGGGCAUAUGGCUCCUGUUGAAAACUUAAUGGGAUGUGGUGGGAAUUCCUUUGUUUCUGAUGCUGAUAUCCAGGAAACUGACGUCCAGCAGGAGCAGAACAUCGGUGAAUCUAAUACUUUUAGAAGACACAGUCAUCGUACUCAUACUAGCAUGCACAGUGCUACUAGCAAGAACCUUGAUGUGGAGGAGCUUGAGAUGAUCUUGGAAGCGUACUUUGUGCAGAUUGACGGCACACUGAAUAAACUAUCCACCCUGAGGGAGUACGUUGACGACACCGAAGAUUACAUCAACAUCAUGUUGGACGACAAACAGAACCACCUUCUGCAGAUGGGAGUCGUGUUAUCCACAGCAACAGUCGUGGUGAGCGCUUUCGUGGCCUUGACUGGUGUUUUCGGUAUGAACAUAACAAUCGAGUUGUUCGACAGUGACAAGGCUGGGAUGCCUGAGUUCCUCUGGACAGUUGGGGGAGGCACAAUGGGUUGUCUUUUCUUGUACAUAGCCGCAAUUGCAUGGUGUAAACACAAACGGCUAUUGGAAUGAGUUCUUAGAAACUGUGUUCUUGAGAUAUUAUUGCCUCUCACCGGCCCCUGCAUUGUCCCGAUAAAAAUCUACCGUUCUGUGAUAACUCAAAGGCAGAAACAAUACGGUCGAUCAAUGUUCCUAUCAUUUGUUUCUCUGUUACCAAGUUCUUGGUCUGGAUCAUUGUUCAUCUGUCCAACUAUGAAGUGAGAGCUUUUCCUGAGUUCUUUGCCUGAAUUUUGUCAUCAGGAGUUUUUGUUGCCAUGCUGCUUCCUUCCUUCUGGAGAUUUACUCCAUGUCGAAUGAACGGAAUAACAGGAAAAAAUUAUAUG
Sesamum indicum (sesame) is the source of this 2042-nucleotide messenger RNA. NCBI's taxonomy places the organism in Eukaryota, Viridiplantae, Streptophyta, Magnoliopsida, Lamiales, Pedaliaceae. The record is from RefSeq and is a predicted model, not a curated record.